AUGUCUGCGCAUGCGCGAACCUCAAGCCAGGGCGGGGCGGGGCCUGCUGUCCGUGCGCCUGCGCAUCAGUCCCGCCCGGCCGCGCUCCCGGAAGUGCGGCGGGUCGGGCAGAAGGCUGUCACGGGAGCGGUCAGCGUGGGUCCAGCGUCGGUCGCUCGCAGCCCUUCGCUGCACGUGGCUCGGCACGUGGCCGAGCGCCUGGCCCCGGGCGCCCUGGAGCCACAGGCCUCGGUCGCCGAGGCGGUGUCAUCCCUGACCAUCGCCGAUGCGUUCAUCGCUGCGGGCGAGAGCCCCGCCCCGCCCCCGUCGCCCCCAGCACUCCCUAGGCGGUUCAUCUGCUCCUUCCCCGACUGCAGCGCCAAUUACAACAAGGCCUGGAAGCUGGACGCACACCUCUGCAAGCACACGGGGGAGAGACCGUUUGUUUGUGACCAUGAGGGGUGUGGCAAAACCUUUGCCAGGGAGUACCAUCUGAGCCGCCACGUCCUCAUCCACACUGGAGAGAAGCCCUUUGUUUGUGCAGCUAAUGGCUGUGAUCAAAGAUUCAACACAAAAUCAAACUUAAAGAAACAUUUUGAACGCAAACAUGAAAAUCAGAAAAAACAGUAUGUAUGCAGUUUUGAAGGUUGUACAGAGACCUUUAAGAAACAUCAGCAGCUGAAAAUCCAUCAGUGCCAGCAUACCAAUGAGCCACUAUUCAAGUGUACCCGUGAAGGAUGUGGGAAGCACUUCGCCUCUCCCGGCGGGCUGAAGCGGCACGGGAAGGUCCACGAGGGCUAUGUGUGUCAGAAAGAAUGUUCCUUUGUGGCAAAAACAUGGACAGAGCUUCUGAAACAUGUGAGAGAAACCCAUAAAGAGGAAAUAAUUUGUGAGGUAUGCCGGAAAACAUUUAAACGCAAAGAUUACCUAAAGCAACACAUGAAAAGUCAUGCCCCAGAAAGGGAUGUGUGUCGCUGCCCGCGGGAGGGCUGCGGUAGAGCCUACACCAGCGUGUUCAACCUCCAGAGCCACAUUCUCUCCUUCCACGAGGAGCGGCGCCCGUUCACGUGUGAGCACGCUGGCUGCGGCAAGGCGUUCGCGAUGAAACAAAGUCUCACUAGGCAUGCUGUUGUUCAUGAUCCUGACAAGAAGAAAAUGAAGCUCAAAGUAAAACCAUCUCGUGAAAAACGGAGUUUGGCCUCCCGUCUCAGUGGAUAUAUCCCUCCUAAAAGGAAACAAGAACAAGGCUUAUCGUUGCCUAAAAAUGGAGAGUCACUGAACUGUACUGAAGACAAGGUGCUCUCGACAGUUGCAAUACUUACCCUCAGCUAAUGUCAGAUGGCUUUUUUUAAAGGACUACAGACUGGCCACCUCAGUUAUUGUCUCUAUGAAGCACAUUUUUAUUAAAGUCACUAAUGCAGAACAUCUGA
Molecule: messenger RNA, 1409 nt
Organism: Manis pentadactyla (Chinese pangolin)
Lineage: Eukaryota; Metazoa; Chordata; Mammalia; Pholidota; Manidae
Gene: GTF3A
Product: general transcription factor IIIA
Exons: 10
Coding region: 1-1311 (436 amino acids)
Cellular component (GO): nucleus
Source: RefSeq, a predicted model, not a curated record